Messenger RNA from Camelus dromedarius (Arabian camel), 14489 nucleotides. RefSeq names its product vacuolar protein sorting 13 homolog C (gene VPS13C). Lineage: Eukaryota; Metazoa; Chordata; Mammalia; Artiodactyla; Camelidae. The transcript is spliced from 82 exons. The record is from RefSeq and is a predicted model, not a curated record. Gene Ontology annotation, biological process: mitochondrion organization; protein retention in Golgi apparatus; protein targeting to vacuole. Gene Ontology annotation, cellular component: extrinsic component of membrane. Bases 73 to 10956 code for a protein of 3627 amino acids.
GCGGCGCGGGUCGCCGCCCUCAGCUGCGCCGGGCGGUUCCGGCUCCUCCUUCUCCCGCGCCGCGGCCCCACCAUGGUGCUGGAGUCGGUGGUCGCGGACCUACUGAACCGCUUCCUGGGGGACUAUGUGGAGAACCUGAACAAGUCCCAGCUGAAGCUGGGGAUCUGGGGCGGUAAUGUGGCUUUAGAUAAUCUCCAGAUUAAAGAAAAUGCUCUGAGUGAAUUGGAUGUUCCUUUUAAAGUCAAGGCUGGCCAAAUUGAUAAAUUAACUUUGAAGAUUCCUUGGAAGAACCUUUACGGAGAAGCUGUUGUUGCAACCCUAGAGGGACUGUACCUGCUUGUUGUUCCUGGAGCAAGUAUUAAAUAUGAUGCUGAGAAGGAAGAAAAAUCCUUGCAAGAUAUUAAGCAGAAAGAGCUAUCCCGAAUUGAAGAAGCCCUUCAAAAAGCAGCAGAGAAAGGCACACAUUCAGGAGAGUUCAUCUAUGGCUUGGAAACCUUUGUUUAUAAGGACAUCAAGCCUGGACGUAAACGUAAAAAGCACAAAAAACAUUUUAAGAAACAUUUUAAAGGUCUUGAUCGCUCAAAAGACAAACCGAAAGAAGCCAAAAAGGAUACAUUUUUGGAAAAAUUGGCAACUCAAGUAAUUAAAAAUGUUCAAGUAAAAAUCACAGACAUUCACAUUAAAUAUGAAGAUGAUGUCACGGAUCCAAAGCGGCCUCUUUCAUUUGGUGUCACUCUGGGAGAACUUAGUCUAUUGACUGCAAAUGAACACUGGACUCCGUGCAUAUUAAAUGAAGCAGAAAAAAUUAUAUACAAGCUUAUACGACUUGAUAGUCUCAGUGCCUACUGGAAUGUUAACUGCAGAAUGUCUUACCAGGGAUCAAGGGAACAGAUCUUGGAUCAGCUGAAAAGUGAAAUUCUUAAGAGUAGCAGUAUACCCCCAUCCCAUCAAUACAUUUUCCAGCCAAUAUCAGCCUCUGCAAAACUCUACAUGAAUCCUUAUGCAGAAACAGAGCUCAAAACACCUAAACUUGAUUGGAACAUAGAAGUACAAAAUAUCGCCAUUGAACUGACCAAACCUCAGUACUUAAGUAUGAUUGACCUGUUGGAGUCAGUGGAUUAUAUGGUUAGAAAUGCUCCUUACAGAAAAUAUAAGCCUUACUUACCACUUCAUACCAAUAGUCGAAAAUGGUGGAAAUAUGCAAUUGAUUCUGUUCUUGAAGUUCAUAUAAGACGAUAUACACAGAUGUGGUCAUGGAGUAACAUAAAAAAGCACAGGCAAUUGCUCAAGAGUUAUAAAAAUGCCUACAAAAAUAAGCUAACCCAAUCUAAAGUCCCAGAAGAAAUACAGAAACAAAUUCAGGAUUUGGAGAAGUCUCUGGAUGUUUUUAACAUAAUUUUAGCAAGGCAACAAGCACAAGUUGAGGUGAUUCGAUCUGGACAAAAAUUAAGGAAAAAGUCUACUGACACAGGCGAGAAACGUGGAGGCUGGUUCAGUGGGUUUUGGGGUAAGAAGGAAUCUAAGAAAAAAGAUGAAGAACCUUUGAUUCCUGAAACUAUUGAUGAUCUUAUGACUCCAGAGGAAAAAGAUAAGCUCUUCACGGCCAUCGGUUAUAGCGAGAGCACCCAUAACCUAACUUUGCCCAAGCAGUAUGUUGCCUAUAUAGUGGCACUGAAGUUAGUAAGCACCUCUAUUACAAUAAGAGAAAACAAAAAUAUUCCAGAAAUACUAAAAAUCCAGAUAAUUGGCCUGGGCACACAAGUAUCUCAGCGACCAGGAGCACAAGCACUUAAGGUGGAAGCAAAAUUAGAACACUGGUAUAUAACAGGUCUGAGACAGCAGGACAUUGUACCAUCGCUUGUGGCUUCAAUUGGUGAUAUUGCAUCAUCCUUGCUUAAAAUUGAUUUUGAAACCAAUCCAGAGAAUAGUGCUGCUGACCAGACCCUGGUAGUUCAGUCUCAGCCCGUGGAGGUCAUCUACGAUGCGAAAACCAUCAAUGCGGUGGUUGAAUUCUUUCAGUCAAAUAAGGGAUUAGAUCUUGAGCAGAUAACAUCAGCUACACUGAUGAAGCUGGAAGAAAUUAAAGAGAAGACAGCCACAGGACUUACACAUAUAAUAGAAACUCGAAAAGUCCUUGAUUUAAGGAUAAAUCUGAAGCCUUCUUAUCUAAUAGUUCCACAGACAGGUUUCCACCAUGAAAAAUCAGAUCUUAUCAUUUUAGAUUUUGGUACAUUUCGGCUUAACAGUAAAGAUCAAGGUUUGCAGAAGACUAAUAAUUCAUCUCUGGAAGAAAUAAUGGAUAAGGCAUAUGACAAGUUUGAUGUUGAAAUAAAAAGUGUGCAACUACUUUUUGCAAGAGCAGGGGAAGACUGGAAAAAGUGCCGAUUUCAGCAUCCAUCAACUAUGCAUAUAUUGCAGCCCAUGGAUAUUCAUGUUGAGCUGGCCAAGGCAAUGGUGGAAAAGGACUUUAGAAUGGCCAGAUUUAAAGUAUCAGGAGGACUUCCUCUGAUGCACGUGAGAAUUUCUGACCAGAAGAUGAAAGAUGUGCUGUGUUUGAUUAAUAGUGUACCCUUGCCACAGAAAUCACCUGCACAGUCUCCAGAGAAGCAGGUAUCCUCAAUUCCUGUUAUAUCAGAUAGGACAAAAGACCUGCUUGGUACGCCACUGUUGCUAGAUGGGGUGGAAUCAGAGUCUGAUGAUGAGUAUUUUGAUGCUGAGGAUGGAGGAGACACACAGACUAGUAUAAGUAUGAAAGGGUCACAGCUGAAAAAAGUUGCCGAGGCCCCAAAUGAGGAGCUCAUUAAUCUUCUACUAAAGUUUGAAAUUAAAGAGGUGAUUUUGGAAUUUACCAAACAACAGAAAGAAGAAGAUACAAUUCUAGUGUUUAAUGUUACUCAGUUAGGAACAGAGGCUACAAUGAGAACAUUUGAUUUAACUGCGGUAUCUUAUUUAAAGAAAAUCAGUUUGGAUUACCAUGAAAUUCAAGGAUCCAAAAAGAAGCCCCUUCACUUGAUUAGCUCUUCUGACAAACCUGGGUUAGAUCUUUUAAAAGUGGAGUACAUUAAGGCUGAUAAGAAUGGACCUAGUUUUCAAACUACUUUUGAAAAAACUGAACAGACACUUAAGGUGGCUUUUUCAUCUUUAAAUCUGUUGCUGCAUACACAAGCCCUUCUCUCUUCUAUUAAUUAUCUGACAACCAUUAUUCCAUCAGAUGGCCAAAGCAUGGGUGAUACCAAGGAAGCACAAGCUUCUACUGGAAAGCAACCAAAAAAUUCAGCUCUGCAGAAAGUGAUUGCAUCCUCUAAAGACAGUGACAUUAUUCACUUCAGGCUCUUUGCCAAGUUGAAUGCUUUCUCUGUCAUUGUCUGUGAUGAGAAGAACAAUAUUGCUGAAAUCAAGAUUCAAGGACUGGAUUCUUCCCUUUUUCUUCAGUCAAGGAAACAGUCACUGUUUGCCAGACUGGAAAAUAUUAUUGUCACAGAUGUUGAUCCUAAGACAAUUCAUAAAAAAGCCGUGUCAAUAAUGGGAAAUGAAGUUUUUAAUUUUAACUUGGAUUUGUAUCCAGAUGCUACCGAAGGGGAUUCCUACACUGACAUGUCCAAAGUAGAUGGUGUGGUAUCAUUGAACGUUGGCUGUAUUCAGAUUGUUUAUCUCCAUAAAUUCCUCAUGUCACUUCUGAACUUUCUGAACAAUUUCCGGACAGCCAAAGAGGCUCUGAGUGCUGCCACUGCCCAGGCUGCAGAAAAGGCUGCCACGAGUGUGAAAGAUCUUGCCCAGAGGAGCUUUCGUGUCUCUGUCAAUAUUGAUUUGAAGGCACCGGUUAUAGUCAUCCCACAGUCUUCCACGUCCACCAAUGCGGUGGUGGUAGAUCUUGGCUUAAUCAGAGUUCAGAAUCAGUUCAGUCUGAUACCUAGUGAAGACUACUCACACCCUCCAGUAAUUGAUAAAAUGGAUGUGCAGCUAACAAAGCUUAAGCUCUCUAGGACGGUGAUCCAGUCAGGCACCUCCCAUCCUGAUAUUCAACUGUUGCACCCAAUUAACUUGGAGUUUUCUGUAAAUCGGAAUCUGGCUGCAUCUUGGUACCGCAAGGUGCCUGUUGUGGAAAUUAAAGGGCAUCUUGAAUCCAUGAAUGUUAAUCUAAAUCAAGAAGAUCUUAAUCUUUUAUUUAGAAUACUAGCAGAAAAUCUUGGUGAAGCUACUGAAGACCUGGAUAAAGUGAAACCGAGAAUACAGGAGAUGGGUGAAAUUAAAGAGCCACUUGAAAUCUCUACCUUAAAACAAGAUGUGCCUGUUUCACAAGAUGCUUUAACAGCUGGAGUGGAAGAAAUUAGAUCUGUAGACAUCAUUAAUAUGCUGCUGAAAUUUGAAAUCAAAGAGGUUGUGAUUACUUUGAUGGAAAAAGCAGAAAAGAAAGGAAGGCCUUUACAUGAACUAAGUGUCCUGCAGCUUGGAAUGGAAGCUAGAGUUAAAGCCUACGACCUGACUGCUGAAGCUUAUCUGAAAAAAAUUAGUAUGCGAUGCUUUGAGUUCUCUGACUCUAAAGGAGGACCUCUCCACAUUAUUAACUCUUCUAAUGUAACAGAUGAAACCCUUCUGAAAAUGUUAUUGACAAAGGCAGACAGUGAUGGACCAGAAUUUAAAACUGUGCAUGACAAUAUGAAGCAAAGACUGAAGGUUUCAUUUUCAUCCUUAGACUUAGUUCUUCAUUUGGAAGCUUUACUGUCCUUCAUGGAUUUUCUGUCGUCUGCUGUUCCAUCCUCUGAACCUUCUAAGAAGGAACAGGAGCUGAAACCACUUGUCGGGGAGUCCAGAAGUAUCAUUGCCAAAACUGUAUCCAGCAGUACUUCUCAAGACGAUGUGUUUGAUUUAAAGAUCAUAGCUGAAUUAAAUGCAUUUAAUAUCUUUGUCUGUGAUCAGAAGUGUAACAUUGCAGAUAUUCGAAUACAUGGAAUGGAUGCUUCUGUUUCUGUGAGGCCAAAGCAGACCGACGUAUUUGCCAGACUUAAGGAUAUCGUAGUUAGGAAUGUUGAUUUGCUGUCCAUUCACAAAAAGGCUGUCUCUAUUUUGGAAGAUGAAGUCUUUAGAUUCCAAAUGACUCUUUAUCCAGAUGCUACAGAAGGAAAGGCCUAUGCUGAUAUGUCUAAAGUAGACGGCAAACUUAGUCUCAAAGUGGGCUGUAUUCAAGUUGUUUAUGUUCAUAAAUUCUUCAUGUCUCUUUUGAACUUCCUUAACAAUUUUCAAACUGCCAAAGAGGCUUUGAGCACAGCUACAGUCCAAGCUGCAGAAAGAGCUGCUUCCAGCAUGAAAGACUUAGCUGAAAAGAGUUUCCGCCUUCUGAUGGAUGUCAAUUUGAAAGCACCAGUUAUCAUCAUUCCUCAGUCUUCUGUAUCACCUAAUGCUGUUAUAGCAGAUCUGGGUUUAAUCAGAGUUGAAAACAAAUUUAACGUGGUUGCUGUGGAACACUGUCCUCUUCCCCCAGUCAUUGACACAAUGAGCAUCCAGCUCACUCAGCUGAAGCUGUCCAGAACGAUUCUGCAGUCUGGCUUACCACAACAUGACAUUGAAAUUUUAAAACCAGUCAACAUGCUUUUGUCCAUACAGCGAAAUUUAGCAGCAACAUGGUAUGUGCAAAUUCCAGGGAUGGAGAUAAAAGGAAAACUAAAACCUAUGCAGGUUGCUCUCAGUAGAGAUGACUUAACAGUUUUAAUGAAAAUUUUGCUGGAGAAUCUUGGAGAAGCUUCUUCCCAGCCAAGCCCUACGCAGCCUACCCAGGAGGUUGUAAAAGUAAGAAAAGAUGUUUCCAGUGGACUUGACCACCUCAAAGAACAAGAUUUGCCAGACUCAAAGCUUUCUUCGGAUCAGGAUGUCACUCUCCAGUUUGACUUUCACUUUGCAUCUCUUUCCAUUGUCCUUUAUAACAAUGAUAUCACCCAGGAGUCCAAACUUUCAUUUCAUAAUGACAGUUUACGGCUCGGCGAACUCAGACUGCAUCUUAUGGCCUCUGCAGGGAAGAUGUUUAAGGAUGGCUCAAUGAAUGUCAACCUUAAGCUUAAGACAUGCACCCUUGAUGAUCUCAGGGAAGGAAUUGAGAGAGCAACAUCAAGAAUGAUUGAUAAGAAGAAUGGCCAAGAUAACAGCUCUAUGAUUGACAUAAAUUACAAACAAGGGAAAAAUGGAAGUCAUAUUGAUGCUGUUCUUGACAAGCUGUAUGUCUGUGCCAGUGUGGAGUUUCUGAUGACUGUGGCAGAUUUCUUUAUCAAAGCUGUACCUCAGAGUCCCGAAAAUCUGGCCAAAGAAUCACAGAUUCCACUACGACAGACUGCCAUGCCAAAAAUCAAGAUGGAGAAAGAUGACUCUGUAAGACCAAAUAUGACUUUAAAGGCCAAGAUCACAGAUCCAGAAGUGGUGUUUGUUGCCAACCUGACAAAGGCUGACGCUCCUGCUCUGACAGCCUCGUUCCAGUGUAACCUCUCUCUGUCAGCAUCCCAACUCGAACAGAAGAUGGAAGCCUCUGUGAGAGACCUUAAAGUGCUUGCUUGCCCUUUCCUCAGAGAAAAGAGAGGAAAGAACAUUACCACAAUCUUACAGCCCUGUUCUUUAUUUAUGAAAAAAUGUGCAUGGACUUCAGGAAAAGAAAAUAUAGAUAUUAAUGUUGAAGAAUUUAUAAUUAAGAUUUCACCCAUAAUUCUUAAUACUGUGAUGACGAUAAUGGCUGCUAUGUCUCCAAAGGCAAAAGAAGAUGAAUCCAAAGAUGUGUCUAAGGAAACAGAAAAUCUCUGGGGCAUCAAAUCCAUUAGUGAUUAUAACUCUUGGUUUCUUGGUGUUGACAUGGCAACAGAAAUAACAGAGAAUUUCAGAGACAUUGAAACUCCAUCGAUAGAGGAAAAUUGUGCUGUUGUUGUGAAGUCAGUUCAAGUUACCUUAGAAUGUGGCCUUGGGCAUCGAACUGUACCUUUAUUAUUGGCGGAGUCUAAGUUUUCAGGAACUAUUAAGAAUUGGACUUCCCUGAUGGCUGCUGCUGCUGACAUGACACUAGAGGUUCAUUAUUACAAUGAGACCCAUGCUGUCUGGGAGCCACUGAUUGAAAGAGUGGAGGGGAAAAGACCAUGGAAUUUAAAGCUUGCUGUAAAGAACAAUCCAGUCCAGGAUAAAAGUUUGAUGCCAGGAGAUGAUUUUAUUGUAAUUCCUGAGCCACAAACAGAAGUUGGUAUUUCUUCAGGAGACACAAUGAAUAUAACAGUAUCCAAAAGUUCUCUUACUGUUUUCAACAAUUUAGCAAAGGGUUUUUCAGAGGGCGCUGCUUCUACUUUUGACUACUCUUUAAAAGACAGGGCGCCUUUUACAGUAACAAAUUCUGUAGGUGUUCCCAUUAAGGUACAGCCCAAUCAUAAUCUCAGAGUGAUGGGCUCCCCUGAGAAAAGUGGUGUUUGUGAUCUUGAUGCUGGUCAGAGUUUGGAACUGGAGUAUGCCAGCAUGGAACCUUCACAUCAAGGGAAACUGUCCAUACUGAGCCGUCAAGAAAGCUCCCUCUUCACUCUGACCUUUGCACCGCAUGGAUAUACAGAAGUUGCAAAAGUCCCCGUUGCCAGACCUGGACGGCGGUUGUAUAAUGUAUGCAAUCCCAGUGCCAGUCAUUUUGACUCACUCGUGGUACAAAUUGAUGCAGCUGAAGGGAAUAAAGUAAUUACCCUUCGUUCUCCUCUGCAGAUUAAAAACCAUUUCUCUAUUGCAUUCAUCAUCUAUAAGUAUGUUAAGAAUGUCAAGCUGUUGGAGCGCAUUGGAGUAGCCAGGCCUGAAGAGGAGUUCCAUGUCCCUUUAGAUUCAUAUAGAUGUCAGUUGUUUAUUCAGCCAGCUGGUAUCUUGGAGAAUCAGUACAAAGAAUCCACCACUUACAUUUCCUGGAAGGAAGAACUUCAUAGGAGCAAGGAAGUCAGAUGCGUGCUGCAGUGUCCAUCAACAGAAGUCAACUUUUUACCUCUCAUAGUCAAUACAGUUGCUCUGCCUGAUGAAUUAAGCUAUAUUUGCACACAUGGGGAGGACUGGGAUCCAGCUUACAUCAUUCAUCUUUAUCCCACUGUCACUUUGCGGAAUUUUCUCCCAUACGCUCUAACAUAUUUACUUGAGGGAACAGCAGAAACCCAUGAGCUAGCGGAAGGCAGUGCUGCCGAUGUUCUGCAUUCAAGAAUCAGUGGGGAAAUAAUGGAACUGUUUCUGGUGAAAUAUCAGGGCAAAAACUGGCGUGGAUGUUUCCGCAUACAUGAUACACUUCCUGAAUUCCUUCUUGUGUGUUUUUCUUCUGAUUCCGCUGAAGCGCUGACCGUUGACCUGUCAGUGCAUGUCAAGCGCAUUGGCAGCCAGAUGGAGCUGUCCGUCUUUAGUCCUUACUGGCUCAUCAACAAGACUUCUCGGGUGCUCCAGUACCGUUCAGAAGAUGUUCAUGUCAAACACCCAGCUGAUUUUAGGGAUAUUAUUUUAUUCUCCUUCAAGAAGAAGAACAUUUUUAGUAAAAAUAAGGUACAAUUAAAAAUUUCAACAAGUUCCUGGUCCAGUAGUUUUUCAUUGGAUACAGUGGGAAAUUAUGGGUGUGUGAAGUGUCCUGCCAACAAUAUGGAAUACCUGGUUGGUGUUAGCAUCAAAAUGAGCAGUUUUAAUCUUACGCGAAUAGUUACUCUGACUCCCUUUUAUACAAUUGAGAACAAGUCAUCAUUGGAACUGGAAGUUGGUGAAAUUGCAUCAGAUGGCUCAGUGCCAACUAAUAAGUGGAACUAUAUUGCUUCUUCAGAGUACCUCCCAUUUUGGCCUGAGAAAUUUUCGGGCAAACUUUGUGUGAGAGUGGUAGGCUAUGAAGGAUUCUCCAGGCCAUUCUUUUACAACCAGCAGGAUAAUGGCACUUUAUUAAGCUUAGAAGAUCUGAAUGGGGGUAUCUUGGUGGAUGUAGAUAUUGCUCAGCAUUCAACUGUCAUAAGCUUUUCUGAUUACCAUGAGGGAUGUGCACCUGCCCUAAUAAUAAACCACACACCAUGGGACGUCCUCACAUACAAACAGAGGGGGUUGCAGGAAGAAAUGGUACUGCUGCCAAGACAGGUUCGACUCUUUGCCUGGGCAGAUCCUACUGGUACCAGAAAACUUACAUGGACUUACGCAGCAAAUACUGGGGAACAUGAUCUGUUAAAGGAUGAAUGUGGGCAGUUUCCAUAUGAUGCCAACAUCCAGAUACACUGGGUAUCAUUUCUAGAUGGGCGCCAGAGAGUUCUGCUUUUCACUGAUGACGUGGCCUUGGUCUCCAGAGCACUGCAGGCGGAGGAAGCGGAGCAAGCCCGUCAUGAAGUAACGCUGUCUCUGCAUAGCCUUGGGCUUUCACUGGUAAACAACGAGGACAAGCAGGAAGUCUCAUAUGUCGGGAUAACCAGUUCUGGUGUUGUUUGGGAGAUGAAACCAAAACAGAAAUGGAAGCCUUUUAGUCAAAAGCAGAUAAUUUUAUUGGAAAAGUCCUAUCAGAAAUACCAAGAAUCAAGAGACCAUGGCUGGAUUAAACUAGAUGAUAAUUUUGAGGUGAAUUUUGGCAAAGACCCAAUGGAAAUGCGCCUCCCUUUUCGGUGCCCUAUAAAAAGAGAUUUCUUAUCAGGAAUUCAGGUGGAAUUUAAGCAGUCUCCUCACCAAAGAAGUUUAAGGGCCAGGCUGUAUUGGCUUCAGGUUGAUAGUCAGUUACCGGGUACAGUGUUCCCUGUUGUCUUUCACCCUGUGGCCCCUCCAAAAUCUAUUGCUUUGGAUUCAGAGCCCAAACCUUUCAUUGAUGUCAGUGUCAUCACAAGAUUUAAUGAGUACAGCAAAGUCUUACAGUUCAAGUAUUUUAUGGUCCUCAUUCAGGAAAUGGCCUUAAAAGUUGAUCAGGGGUUUUUAGGAGCUAUUACUGCACUGUUUACUCCAACAACUGACCCUGAAGCCAAAAGAAAACGGACAGAGUUAAUUCAGGAAGAUUCUGCUGCUCUAAACACAGAAUUAGUGGAGCCCUCGGUGACUGAUACGUCCGUUCUUAGUUUCUUCGAACUUUUCCAUAUUUCUCCUAUUAAGUUGCACUUGAGUUUGUCUUUGGGUUCUGGUGGUGGAGAGUCAGACAAAGAAAAACAGGAAAUCAUUCCAAUUUAUUCUGUCAAUCUGCUGUUGAAAAGUAUCGGUGCUACUCUGACUGAUGUGGACGACCUCAUAUUCAAACUUGCUUAUUAUGAAAUUCGCUGUCAAUUUUACAACAGAGAUCAGCUGAUGUGGAGCGUUGUUAGACAUUACAGUGAACAGUUCUUGAAACAGAUGUAUGUCCUUGUAUUGGGCUUAGAUGUGCUUGGAAACCCAUUUGGAUUGAUUAGAGGUCUGUCUGAAGGAUUUGAAGCUUUAUUCUAUGAACCCUUCCAGGGUGCUGUUCAAGGCCCUGAAGAAUUUGCUGAGGGAUUAGUAAUUGGAGUAAGAAGUCUCUUUGGACAUACAGUAGGUGGUGCAGCAGGAGUUGUAUCUCGAAUCACUGGUUCUGUUGGAAAAGGUUUGGCAGCAAUUACAAUGGAUAAAGAAUAUCAGCAAAAAAGAAGAGAAGAGAUGGGUCGACAACCUAAAGAUUUUGGUGACAGCCUGGCCAGAGGGGGAAAGGGCUUCCUGCGUGGAGUUGUUGGUGGAGUGACUGGAAUAAUAACAAAACCUGUGGAAGGUGCCAAAAAGGAAGGAGCUGCUGGAUUCUUCAAAGGAAUUGGAAAAGGGCUUGUGGGUGCGGUGGCUCGUCCAACUGGUGGAAUCAUUGAUAUGGCCAGUAGCACCUUCCAAGGAAUUCAGAGGGUGGCAGAAUCAACCGAGGAAGUGUCCAGGCUCCGUUCUCCCCGCCUGAUCCACAAAGACGGCAUCAUUCGUCCUUACAACAGGCAGGAAUCCGAGGGCUAUGAUUUAUUUGAGCAAGAACUGGAAAUACAAGAGUAAAUGUUUCCUAUACUGCUACUUGAUUUCAUCCUUAAAAAUCAGAACAAACUGUGGUAUUAAUUGACUGUCCAGGUUUAUUUAGAAUGAGAGUCCAUUUUAAUGAAGUUUUCUUUACAUCUCUCACGCCUGUCUGAACUUUUUUUGGUAGUGGCUUCACUACAGAUAAAAAAAUGGUAGUAUUCCUGGUGAUACUGUGCAGGAAUAAAAGAUAAAUAAAAAAAAAAAAGAAAGGAUGCAGGAAAUGAGCUCUUUCCCAUUUAAUUGGUGGGACACUUUAUGUCCUCACAAGUGGACACUUACUAUCAUUUUGAAAAUUUCAUCUUUUCUUAUGGUAUUCACGUGCAUUUCCAGUAAAGUUGGAAAAAAAGAACAAUGCUGAAGUCCAGUCUAUUGUGUGUUCUUUAUGUAUGUGAGUCCAGAUGAUAGGAUUAUAUACCUGUGUUUCACAAAAUCACCCUCAGUUUACUCAAGUUACAGGACGGUGGGACAAAUGUUCUAAUAUUGCUCUGGGUCUGUCCCUGGACCUCAAAUAAGGGUUGGCACAUGAAUUUUGAGAACAUGGUCUUAAUCUUGUUUUCUUUUUCAACUUGCUACUCCUUCUAGGUAAAUGACAAUCAUUUCUCUUUUUUAAAAAUUAUUUUGUUGGGGGGGAGGUAAUUCGUUUCAUUUAUUUAUUUUUAUUUCUUAAUGGAGGUACUGGGGGUUGAACCCAGGACCUCAUGCACGCUAAGUAUGCACUCUACCUCUUGAGCUAUACCCUCCCCCCCAUUUUCUAAUUAUUUUCUAAUUAUUAGUAAUUUCUAAAUAUAUUCUUAGCCUUUAGCAUUUCUACUUUAUAAAAAUUAACUCUCCUUGUUGGUUAUGCUUAUUUCAUAAUUAUUAGUUUCAAUUAAUGUAAAUAGAAGUUGAAUAUGUAAUUAAGCAGGUUACUUAUGUGCCAUUUGAAUUUAUAGAUGUCUUUAUUUUUAAAAACCAAUCCUUUCGCUUUUAAGUCUGUAGAGUGGAUUCAUUAUCUUAAUGAAAGCAAAAAAAUUGUAAAUUAUUAUUUUGAAAUUAGUAGCCCCAUAGUUAAUUUUCAAAAUAAGUUAUAUUUUGAUUUCUCUUUUUUUUUUUUACUAAAGAUAGAAAUGUUUUGACUCAGCAGUGUCUUGUCUAGCAGCUUUCAUGCUUCCUCCCAAAAUUGAAACCAAAGUGUAAACUUAUAGAAUGAAGCUGUUAAUAUUCAGCUAUUUAGUUGGAUUAUAUAUUGUUUAAACUAUAGUUUCCAAGAGAAUAAAUUGAAUGCUUCAUAUUUAAAACAAGCACUUUAAAAAAGAAAGAAUGACAUCCAAAGACCAGCCUAAAACUAUAGCUGACAAACUUUUCUUGUGCCUAGAUAAUUGAGGGUUGGCAAAAAUGUCACGGCACGUACAGUUUCUGUGAGAAUCAAGCUCAGUAACUAAUUCCAGAUGCUGUCUUUAAAUCAUCACUAAUAAUUAUUCUUCCUUCUUAGGUAAAAGUAAUGAUUUCUGAUUUUCCUGGGUACAUUGCAAUUUUAGUGAGAUUUGACUUUUGGAAACUCUUAUAACUUGUUAAAGUUUUUUUCUUUACUUAUUGUUUACUUUUUGUUUGUUUAGCUCUUUAUGUUAUUAAUCUUUUCCUUGUGAUUUCUCUUUUUUACAACUGCAUGUCAGUAAGCACAAAACUUCAAGACACUUUAUUAUUUUAGCUAAAUAUAAUCAUCUUGUCUGAUUUAUUAGUUUUUGUUAAGAUUUCAGAACUGAAAGAAAUAGAAUGAUUGUACAUUAACAAGAGGACUUGGCAAUUCUUUCCCAUGGGUAGCAAGGGUAGGCCUGGGUAAUUAAGACAUUUAGGCUGUUUCAUCCCUUGUACAUCUUGCUGUAAUCGGUUAGUUGGGUACAAAGUAUUUGAUUAUCUAGACUGUGCUGGAUACACAAAAGAAAUGAGGCUUCUGCCCUUAAGGGACAAAGUAUAACAAAAGUGUGUAAGUAUUAAAGAGCAUUAGAGGGUAAAAUUAUGUCCUCCUAGUGCUUAUUGUAAUGUAGAUACAUUCUAAAUAAUUUAUUUGGGAAUCUUUUGAUUUAUCUUAUUUUCUUUUUCUCUUGAGUAUUACUUUAUAUUCUUUAAUUUAAUACUUUACUUUGAAAGUUACUAAAUCAUAUACCAUGUUUUCAUAGGAUAUAUUCUGCUUAUCCUCUGUUCUCCUAGGAUAAUUACCAUUUAUGCACACAUAUAUAUGAUAUUUAUAUAUAUGUAUAUAUCCAGUUUUUAUUUAAUAUUCAUCUUGGUUCACAUAGUUAUGAUUACAUGAUAUUUAAAAUGGUGUUCCUUGCUUUUUCAUUUUAAUUAUAUUUUUCCAUGUCCUUAGAAAUGCUUCAUUCUUUUUUUUUUUUUUUUUAGAAGAAAUGCUUCAUUCUUAAUUUUUGCCUUACCAUCUGUUGAGGGAACCUUACGUUGUAUAUUUGACCAUUCUCAGUUCUUGACAUUAAAGUUGUUUCUGUUAUUUUACUAACAGUAAUAAUGCUGUGAUAAACGUCGUUAUACGUAUUGCUUUUCAAACCUUGUAUUAUUUCUUUAGCAUUUACUUGAAAAAAUUGAGUGCUUUUGCUAAAUAUUGUAAAUUCUUCAAGUUGCAUUUUGGAAAGAGAGUGAAUAUUUUAUCAACUAAUCUGCCACAGUGACCAAAUAUCUUAAUCUGGAUCUCAGAAUGUAGUGAAUUUUAGAAGUACUGAAAACAUGGUUUCUAUAAUGUAUUAUGGUGAUAAAUUAUACUUUAAAAGUCUCAAAUUAUUUAAAGCACAAAUCCUGAUAACUAAUGAAAAUGUGUACAAGAUGGAAAGUGGGUAGUUCCUUGUAUAUUGCUUCUCAAAACUAAAUAUUUUAACCUAUUAAAAUUUCAAAGCUGAAAAUAAACGUGCUAAAUUAUUAUAUUCAUUUCCCGUAUUCUCUUUAAAGGGAUUAAGAUAUAAAUGUUAAAAGAUACUAGCUAUUCACAUGUCAAAAUGUGGAGCAAGUGACUGUUAAACUCCACUCCUCUCUGAGGUUCAUUCUGCAGAUGAGACCCCGUCCUUUGGGGAUGCAUCUUCCUUGUUCGUGGCUUUUCCUAAUUGUCAAGGAAUGACUGGGAAUCAAGGAUCUUUAAAAAAAAAAUGUGUAUUUCAGUACUGAAAUAAUAACAAGUGUACUUUCUCUGCUUGUGAUUAUUAUCGACUCUAUUAUCCUUUUGAUAAUAUUGGUGUUGUAUUCUUGGUUAUAAAAUGCUAAUAUCAUAUUUAUUAGGUAUGCUUAUGUUCUGUAUUUUUGUAUUUAAUCUCAUCUGAUUUUAAAUUGUGUAUUAUAAAUAAUGUUAAUAAUAUUUCAUUAGCAUUAGUUAUAAAAAGUAACUUACUGAUUUUUAUUGUGUAUUGACUGAAGUCACAAUAGUUCUGACAUAGUUGGAAAAAAUAAAUGUAUUUUAAUGUGCUGCUAUUUAUACUUGAAUUAUUUUAUGCUUGUAAUUGUCUUUAGGAAUAAAUUGUACCGUCUAUUUGAAA